Molecule: messenger RNA, 2546 nt
Organism: Acanthopagrus latus (yellowfin seabream)
Lineage: Eukaryota; Metazoa; Chordata; Actinopteri; Spariformes; Sparidae
Gene: rnf13
Product: ring finger protein 13
Exons: 10
Coding region: 345-1493 (382 amino acids)
Biological process (GO): positive regulation of DNA-templated transcription; protein ubiquitination; ubiquitin-dependent protein catabolic process
Cellular component (GO): cytoplasm; nucleoplasm
Molecular function (GO): ubiquitin protein ligase activity; zinc ion binding
Source: RefSeq, a predicted model, not a curated record
GAGCGGCGCAUGUGGCGGAAGUUUGCGCUCUCUUGAAGGCAGCUGCUAGCGGAGAGGAUUAAACUGUAACGUUUUAUGAUCAUAUUCUCGGACCAAACGGGAUGAAGUGCACCCAAAAGCUUCGCUGUCGUACAUGGUCCUUGACGCGACGCAUGGUAAAGGAGAGCGAUGUCACUGCCAGUAGCUAAAUUCCCGGAGAAGAUAAACCUACAGGCAGAAAUAAAGGUGUGACAACACCAGGUGUGUGUACGGGGUUCCUCUGCAGGCCAGUGUGGACGGUCAUUUGUGUGUGUAUGUUUACGAGUGAGUGGCAUAGCAGCAGAGGGUUGUAACGUGAUGCCAAGAUGCUGCUGUCGCUGGGAAUGCUGAUGCUGUCGGCCACGCAGAUUUACACCAUCUUCACCGUUCAGCUCUUCGCCUUCCUCAACCUGCUGCCUGUGGAGGCCGACAUUGCUGCUUACUCGUUUGACAACAAAACAGAGAACUUUGAUGACCUGCCUGCACGGUUUGGGUAUCGGCUACCGAGCGAUGGACUGAAGGGCUUCCUGAUUGGGGCACGACCUGAAAAUGCGUGUGAGCCCAUUGAGCCCCCUCCGAGGGACAACUUGACGGGCGCCUUCAUCGUCCUCAUCAAGCGCUUCGACUGCAACUUUGACAUCAAGGUCCUCAAUGCCCAGAAAGCCGGGUACAAGGCAGCCAUUGUUCACAAUGUGGACUCCGAUGACUUAAUCAGCAUGGGAUCCAAUGAUUUGGAUGUUAUGAAGCAGAUAGAUAUUCCCUCUGUGUUCGUGAGCGAGGAGACGGCCAACUCUCUGAAGGAAGACUACACGUAUGACAAGGGGGGACAUGUGGUCCUCAUGCCAGACUUCAGCCUGCCGCUGGAGUACUACCUGAUCCCCUUCCUCAUCAUCGUGGGAAUCUGCCUCAUCCUCAUUGUUGUUUUCAUGAUCACCAAGUUUGUCCAGGAUCGACACCGCGCUCGGAGGAGCCGCCUGCGCAAAGAUCAGCUAAAGAAACUUCCCAUCCACAAGUAUAAGAAAGGGGACAACUACGACGUCUGCGCCAUCUGCCUGGACGAAUACGAAGAAGGUGACAAACUCAGAGUCCUGCCAUGUUCUCACGCCUACCACAGUAAGUGCGUGGACCCCUGGCUGACCAAAACUAAGAAGACGUGUCCGGUGUGUAAGCAGAAGGUGGUCCCCUCGCAGGGCGACUCGGACUCGGACUCGGAGGAGGGGGACAGCGGCCCUGACGAGAACGAGGAGGUGUCGGAGAGCACCCCGCUGCUGCGCUCUCUGGCCUCCACCAGCGCCCACUCCUUCGGCACCAUGUCGGGAGCGUCGCGCUCCGAGCAAGACCAGGAGUCCUCCGAGUACGAGGACGACGAGCUGGACAGCAGCGACAGCGAGGAAGAGGUCACCGUGGAGACUGUGGUGGUGCAGAUGCAGCAGCCCUGCUCCGAAGCCCACGAGCACGAUCUGCCCCGAGCUUGACUGUCAAGGCGGCGGGCCCGAUCGGUCGCCCUCCCCAACCUCACAGCUGCAGACUAUUGUUGGGGGUCACGAAACAGAUUCAUCAUCCGAAUUCCUCUUUCACCGCUUACAAGACAUUGUAAUGUAUCCUCCCUAUGAGUUAAAAUCUUAAGUUUUACUUUAACAUGAUUAUGAAAUGAAGUGCUGAUUUCCAGAUGCGUGUGACAGGAAGUCAGCCGGCGAGCAUAUCUUAGGGGCUGGUGACACUGACGCACAGUAGACUGUAAUACUGUACUCAUGAAGAGGUGAUGAUAAGAGAUGGGUGGAAAAGUCUCCAACACACAAGUUCACACUUGACACAAAGUAAGUAAAAGUACUGUGUAUAUAAAACAUAUAGAUCACAAUAAUCUCUACCUUUUGAUUCUCUCCUGUCCUACAUGUUUCAGACGCAGGGGGAGUUUCAUUACUGUACAUACAUGUUCAUGCUACACUGACACACCUCCAACUGCUAUGCAGCAUCCUUUUUUUGUAAGAUUCAACUAACAUUCAGCAAGUAUAGAAACAUUUAAAAGCCACAGCAGAAUAUGGUUUUGCCAAUUUAUUUCUAGCCUGAUGUAUGAAGGAGCCUAGGAGCUCCUGUCUGUGUUUUGUGCCAGUUUAUCUGUUACAAUCAUCCACAGUAAGACAAACUGAAGCCAAACCGGUUUGAUAAACUCAUGCGAAGCGAAGAAUGUGCUUCUCUGUGUGACGUCACAUUAUGUUGUGUUGAAAGUAUGGACAGACGUCCAUACUGCCUGUGGUAAACUUCUUUUGGCUGCUCCAGCCCUAUCACUGCAUUUAAUACAAGCAGUUAUUUGUUGAUAGGCCUUGUAAUACACAUUUGACUGACCUUUUCUCAUUUAAAUACACUUUAUAGUGAAUAAGUUGUUCUCUUUUCAUAACAUUGCUUGAUUUUUGUUCAUGAAUCCUGUUGCCUUCUUCAGUUUAUAUACUUUGUCUUUGCUAGUGUUUUUUCCUGCCCAUGUAUGUACUCAAUCUGAAUUCACUUCAAUAAAAUGACACUCGACAAGAAAA